Molecule: messenger RNA, 2541 nt
Organism: Lachancea fermentati
Lineage: Eukaryota; Fungi; Ascomycota; Saccharomycetes; Saccharomycetales; Saccharomycetaceae
Source: the annotation of a GenBank genome assembly
AUGACAGGUUCCAAUGAACUUAUAUCUAGAUCUGCUAGGAGCAGACAGGAUAAUUUAAAGGGAUCUGCGAAACUGUUCAAUGACUUGAUCGAAACUUCAAAAAACUUACCGACUACUACAUCGGAGCUAGGAACUAUACUCUUGAGUGUCAAUGAAGUGAAGAAAAGAGCGCAUGAACUGAGGGAAAAAAACAAUUCCAGAUGUGAUCAUACCAAGGCUCAUUAUCUAUUGGCUGGGAGUGGUCUCGCUAUACAAGAUGUAGAAUCUUCUCUAAAAAAUUUAGAAUCAAGGCAGUUCCUGGAACAAAACGUUCCCAACAAACACGAUGGUGACCUCGACAAUUACCUACGCACAAAAAAGGAUGAAAACAUUCUCUCCUCGAUCGAACAGUCUCUGGCUUUAGCAUCUAAGGAUUUUGAUAAUUUUGUGAACCAAAAUUUUAAUCUCGAUUGGCAACAGAGGAAAGAAGAAAUUAGAGAGAACUUUGGUGUCUUGAUUAAGAAGAGAAAAACCAGUGACAUUGCAGCAGGAGCUCCUCUUAAUCGCUCUGCCCCAACGUGGGGAAGAACAGGACGUAGUAUUCUCGAUGGAGAAUCGAGGCUGAAUGUGAACGAAAAUUAUGCCAUGCGGGAUAAAUUCGAAAGAUAUGCGAGGAUAAUCAACAGGUUCAACAAUGCGAGGCAAGCCAAUCAUGAUUUUCCAUUGACCUCCGAGUUCAUACAGACUUUUGAUAAAUCUACGGAUUCCAAAUAUCGUCAACUUCUUGAGAGCUGGCAAAUAUUGGACAAUCUCCACGGUGAUCGGGAUAUUGUAGGCUCAUCGAAAAGGUUCCUCGAAAGGCAGUUCUUGACAUACGUGGAUAACUUAUAUGAAAAAAAUCCCAGCGAAGGUCUUCCAACUAAUAUUAACAAGAUAAAGUCAUUCAUCGAAUACAAAUUGAAGAAUUCGAAUAACACUUGGAAGUACGGUAAUUUAACAAUAGUGAAUGGAACACCGGUAUGGGCUCUUAUAUUUUACCUUCUUAGGGCUGGGCUCACUCAGGAUGCACUUGAAGUUGCCAUCAACAAUAAAUUGAGUUUUAAAAAAGUUGAACAGUCCUUUUUGACGUAUUUCAAAGCAUACGUUACUUCAGAAAAUUCUCGAUUGCCGCAGGAGUUUGUCUCUAAACUUCACACUGAAUACAACCAACACAUAAAAAACUCACUCGAUGGCGAUCCAUUUAGAUUGGCAGUAUACAAGAUCAUUGGUAGGUGUGAUUUGACAAGAAAGAACAUAUCGUCCAUAACAUUGAGUAUCGAAGAUUGGAUUUGGGUGCAUUUCAUGUUGAUAAAGGAGGAUAUUUCAGGAGACGAUCCCAUAUACGAAAGGUACAAUCUAGAGGAUUUUCACAAUAUCAUCACCUCCUAUGGUGUCUCCAGAUUUAAUAAUUACUACCUUCAGGUCCUACUACUGAGUGGCCUGUAUGAGCUAGCAGUUCAGUAUGCCUUUUCAAUUAGCGAGAUCGACGCUGUGCAUCUGGCAAUUGCCUUAGCUUACUAUAAAUUAUUAAGCGUUUCCAACUUCCACGGGAUCAGUGAUGAUGAUCUGAUUACCCUGAAUGAAGGAAAAAGAGAAAUUAAUUUUGCGAAGCUAUUAGGGAACUAUACAAAGUCUUUCAAAUUCUCAGAUCCUAGAAUUGCGGUCGAAUACUUGAUAUUGAUAGGAUUAAUACAUGAUAAGAAUCAAAUUGAACUGUGUCACGAAGCAUUGCGGGAAUUAGUCCUAGAAACAAAGGAGUUCACCAUUCUGCUCGGUAAGAUUAACAGAGAUGGAACAAGAAUACCAGGUAUUAUCGAAGAAAGACAACCAUUGUUAUACGUCAGUGACGAAAAGGACUUUUUGUAUACGAUCACUGAACAAGCCGCCAGACGCGCAGAUGAUGACGGUAGAGUUUAUGACAGUCUUCUGCUUUAUCAACUCGCCGACGAAUAUGAUAUUGUAUUAUCUAUUGUCAAUAAAUUGUUGGCGGAAUUGCUGAGUAACACUGAUUUAGAUCAGCCAAUUCUCAAUCUCGAUGAUAACAGUGAGACGAAUCCAGUUUUAAUAGCGAAAAAGCUAAUCAACGUAUAUGGUAGUAAUCUGGAGAUCUCUAAAACUAUCAAUCCAAAAAACAAGGAAACUUGCCUCUUGUUGUUGAAAUUAGUGGAUAUCAGAAAAUGCUAUCUCGCUCAGCAAUGGCAGCGAGCUUUACAGAAGAUAGAGGAGAUUGAUUUGGUUCCUUUUGAAGAUGAGCUUGCAGCGAGGAAGAAGGCUCAAGAUUUUCCAAAUCUCAAUCUGAAUAUCAUCCGAAACAUACCCAAUCUUCUGAUCAUCACCAUGUCCUGUAUUUCCAAUAUUAUUUCACAGUUAAAUCAAAGUGAUUUUCAAACGGACCCCAAAACUCAGCAAAUUAAUGCACUCAGAAAAGUGGCGAAAUACUGCAUGAUUUAUGCGGGCAUGAUUCAAUAUAAAAUGCCUCGAGAAACUUAUAGCAUACUAAUCAACAUCGAGGUGGGCCUAUGA